Saccoglossus kowalevskii is the source of this 1708-nucleotide messenger RNA. Its product is annotated as cytochrome P450 3A13-like. The record is from RefSeq and is a predicted model, not a curated record. Gene Ontology annotation, molecular function: oxidoreductase activity, acting on paired donors, with incorporation or reduction of molecular oxygen; heme binding; iron ion binding. NCBI's taxonomy places the organism in Eukaryota, Metazoa, Hemichordata, Enteropneusta, Harrimaniidae.
GUCUCUAUCUUGCCAGAACUCCAAUCUUAGUAACAUCUGAUUUAGAUCUAUUAAAAGAAAUCUUAGUUAAAAGAUUUGCUGAUUUCCCAAAUAGAAAGAAAUCACCAGUCAAAGUUAAACCAUUAUCAGAUGGAUUGACGUCAUUGGAAGGUGACCAUUGGAAGCAUGCACGUAAUGUAUUGUCACCCGCAUUUACUGGAUCUAAGAUGAGACAGAUGGCAGGUAUGCUUAAUAAAUGUGCUGAUACCAUGGUUACAAUUUUGGAGAAAGCUGUAGAAGAUGGAAAAGAUGUAGAAUUUAAAAAGGUCUUUGGUGGUUCAGUAUGGACUGUAUAGCGAGUGCUGCAUUUGGUUUACAAGUAGAUUCACAAAACAACCCAGACGAUCAGUUUGUGAAGUACGCUAAAUCCAUAUUGAAUUUUAAUAUCUACAAUCCAUUAUUGUUGAUAAUAUUGGUCUUUCCUUCUACAUCCAAGUUUCUUGAGAGGGUAUUUGGUUACCAGAUAAUUUCCAAGGAAACAGUAGCAUUCUUUGUUGAUGUUAUUGAAAAAGCCAUGGAGUUUAGACAUGGUGAUGGUGAGGAUCAAGAGACAAAGAGAGUAGAUUUUCUUCAGUUGAUGUUGAAUGCACAUAAGGAUAACGACAGUGAGAUAACAGAUGAUGAGAAACUGGAUGAAAAUCAUGAUUUUGAUUUUUACAAAGAACAUGGAUUGAGCAAGGAUGAAAUCCUAGGACAUUCCUUUUUGUUUUUCUUAGCUGGGUAUGACACUGUUAGUAGCUGUCUCAGCUUUACUUCCUAUCUGCUGGCGACUAAUGUGGAGGUACAAGACAGACUGGUAGAUGAAAUUAAUGACACUUUGCAAGACUGCCAUCAACUGAGCUUUGAAGUGAUUAGUAAAAUGAACUAUUUAGACAUGGUGUUGUGUGAAUCUUUGAGGUUGUAUCCACCUGCCGUAGUGACUGACAGACGAUGUUGCCGAGAUACUGAGAUAGGAGGUGUAUUCUUGAAGAAAGACAUGAGGAUAAUUGUACCAAUUUGGGUUAUACACCAUGAUCCAGAACUAUGGCCUGAACCAGAUAGAUUUCUGCCAGAAAGGUUUACUAAAGAAGAGAAGGAAAAGAGGCAUCCACUAGCUUGGAUGCCUUUUGGAAUUGGACCAAGGAAUUGUAUUGGAAUGAGAUUUGCUUUGAUGGAAGCCAAGAUUGCUUUGAUUAAAGUGUUGCAGAAAUUCAGAUUGGAACCAUGUUCCAAAACCGAGAUUCCACCGAAGUUGAAGAAGGGUGGUUUGUUGGAUGCUCAAAAUGGCUUUUGGUUGAGAAUGACCAAGAGAAUGUAAUACAUAUCCAGUUUCCUGUGUCCUGAUUGGUUACAAUAUUGGAAAAAACAGCUUAAAAUAUAAAGUAUUAUUUUGUGCACUUUCAUUAAUUUGAUUUAAAUAAAAACAUUAUUUGCUAGAUUGGAACAUAAUUCAGAAACAAAAUCUUGAGUAGUAAAUACUAUCUUUUUUGGUUCUAUUUAUUUCAUAUACAAUGAAUUUAUUAUAUUUUAUUAUUAAUCAAUAAUUCCAAUUUUUCCUCAGUAAAUCAUGAUUCAAAAUGUUUUCUUAUUAAUAUAUACCAUUCAAAUUUUGGUGUUUUCUCCAAUUUGACUAUUUAAUAAUAUUAACUUCAAUUUUAGCAAAUAUUUUUUUCUUCAUUUUUAAUCAAAA